Messenger RNA from Cuscuta campestris, 1070 nucleotides. The record is from the annotation of a GenBank genome assembly. NCBI's taxonomy places the organism in Eukaryota, Viridiplantae, Streptophyta, Magnoliopsida, Solanales, Convolvulaceae.
AAUAGUGGGUUAAAGCCUUAAAAAAGGCUGAAGAUAUCUCACUUGCAGAAGAAGAAAACUCUCUCUCCGUCUCUCUCUAGCUCGAUCAGAUCGCCAUGACGAAGCAGCAAGCAAACUGGUCCCCUUACGACAACAAUGGAGGAACAUGCGUCGCCGUCGCCGGCGCGGAUUACUGCGUGAUUGCGGCGGAUACUCGGAUGUCCACCGGCUAUAACAUCCUCACACGGGAUUACUCCAAAAUCAUUAAACUAGCAGAUAAGUGUGUGAUGGCCUCCUCAGGGUUUCAGGCUGAUGUGCGAGCUUUGCAAAAGGUUUUGGAAGCCAGGCAUCUGAUUUAUCAACACCAGCACAGCAAGCAGAUGAGCUGCCCUGCGAUGGCUCAAUUACUUUCAAACACAUUAUACUACAAACGGUUUUUCCCUUACUACUCUUUCAAUGUCAUUGGUGGCCUUGAUAAUGAAGGCAAAGGAUGUGUUUUCACAUAUGAUGCUGUUGGAUCAUAUGAGAGGGUUGGUUACAGCUCUCAAGGCUCUGGCUCUACGUUGAUCACACCUUUCUUGGAUAACCAGCUGAAGUCCCCUAGUCCACUGUUAUUGCCUGCCCAGGAUGCUGUUACUCCUCUUUCUGAGAACGAAGCAAUUCAUUUAGUGAAGACAUGUUUUGCAUCAGCAACUGAGAGGGAUAUAUACACUGGUGACCGGUUGGAGAUAGUCAUAUUGAACUCCCAAGGGAUUCGCCGUGAGGAAAUGGAGCUUAGGAAGGAUUGAGAUUCGAUCUAUGAUCUCAUCCAUUGGCUUGCACCCUUUGUUUUACUAGUUCUGUUUUGUUGUGUUUGGCAUGCCUAGAUUCUCACAUAGUCCUGCAAUGGCGGAUUAUGUAUUUUCCGUUUUAAUAUAUAUUUGAACUGCAUUUGUUUUACAACCUUUUAAUAUGUAUUUUAUUUUUUGUGGAAAUCUUAGACCAAUAUUUUCUUGUAUUUUUGUGGAAAUCUUAGACCAAUGUUUUCUCCCCAUUACUCAUAGAGGUCAUAUUGCUUGCUGGAAUUAUUUUCACUCGAAGCUAUUGUAUGA